CUUCAGUUUCUUCGAACGUAGUCAAACACGAAGGUUCUCUCCUGGACAAUCGAGUUAUAUUACAUUUUAACGCAAUUGUACACUCGCAUCUCCAGCCUCCUAGAUCGGGCCAGGUCGUUAUCAAAUCACGAUGGCACAACUUGUAAGAGCGAUAUACGAUGGAUACCGAGACUUAAUGGACAACAAGAGCGACCCAAGGGUCAAUAAUUGGCCAAUGAUGAACAGUCCAUUCCCGACCAUUUUCAUCUGUCUAUUUUACGCCUACUUUGUCAAGGUUCUAGGUCCUAAGCUCAUGGAAAAUCGCAAACCUUUCAAUCUCAGGAAGAUCAUGCUAUUCUAUAAUCUCUUCCAAGUGAUAUUAUCCACGUGGUUAUUUUACGAGUCCUUAGUAUCUGGAUGGGGAGGUCACUAUUCGUUCCGUUGUCAACCAGUAGACUAUUCGGACGACCCGCUGGCAAUACGGAUGGCACGUGGCUGCUGGUGGUACUACUUCUCAAAAUUCACCGAAUUCUUUGACACUAUAUUGUUUGUAUUGAGAAAAAAGAACAAUCAUAUUUCAAUAUUGCACGUGAUCCAUCAUGGGUGCAUGCCAAUAUCGGUUUGGUUUGGUGUCAAAUUCACUCCUGGCGGUCAUGGCACGUUCUUUGGAUUGCUAAACACAUUUGUGCAUAUUGUGAUGUACUCGUACUACUUUUUGGCUGCUCUCGGACCGAAGAUACAGCCGUACCUCUGGUGGAAGAAGUACCUGACUGCGCUACAGAUGGUCCAAUUCAUCCUGGUGGUACUCCACGCUUUCCAACUUCUCUUUAUCGACUGCAACUACCCGAAGGUGUUUGUCUGGUGGAUCGGACUGCAUGGCGUCAUGUUUUACUUCCUGUUCCGCAACUUCUACAACCAGUCAUACGGGAAGAGAAAAUCGCCCAACGCGUUAACGAAGAAGGAAACGGAGAGCCAGAACGAGAAGAAACAGCAGAAUGACGUAAACGAGAACGGUAAAAUAUACGCGAACGAAUACAAAAUGGCAACCGGUUAUAUCUCGGACAGUGGCCUCAGAAACCGCGUGUUUAUCGACAACCGCGGUUUCCAAAAAUAAAAUGCUAGCCAUCAGUCUGAAUCGCAUUAUGUGAACAUGAAUUUGUAUUCAACGAAUCCAUCGAUAUAACAUAAGCGGGCAGAUUUUAUCAUCGUACAAUAUCGAGAAUAUCUCGUCAAAGAAUAUAGAAAGGUGAUUGAAAACGUUCGAUUUUCGAUAUCUAAUUUUUCGGAUUCACCAAGUAACUCACCUGUUACCUUCUGCGCGGAUAAGGAUGCGUUUGAAUAUAUUACGAACAGUAGCUCGCUUCCUGUGUGCACUCUGUGUCGCGCGUGUAGAUUGUGUGAUUCUACGAUUUGUGUGAUUCUAUGUGAACGUACAUAUGCAUGAUACGUAUCGGAGAAUGUAUGAGACAGAAUGAUGGCGAUACUCGGCCACACCUAACUGUCAUCAAGCUAGGGUUACGAGAAAUUGCCAAAUUUUUCUUUCUAAGCUCUUAUCGUCUGUCGUGAAACUUUGUAAAUUCGGAACAGAGGUUACUUUGUAUCUGGGGCGUCAGCAACAUGGCAGCGAAACUAAGACCGGUUUCACACGGCGUUACGUGUAUCGUAUGAGACAUAGUAAAUAUACCAUGUAUACCAAUGGAAGCUUUAACAGAAUGGAUUAUAAAGAGAUACAGUAUCGCGAUACUGAUUUCGUGUAUCCCGAGAACGUCGGCCUCUGGCGAUACUUUUUGUACAAAGUUAGCAGAUCAAAGAACGAUCGACGCAGAUGAUCCAUAAGCACAAACGAGACUGUAUAUUUUAUUCUCGGGAUGUGAAACCGGCAGCGCCGGUCUAGUCGUAACGAACAUUACGGACUUCGUUGCGAUUCAGCAACGUUCUUAUUGCUCAAUUCAUCUAACUAAUUAACUUCAAUGUUCUAUUUUCUCCGUGAUUCGUUGUAGAUCUUAGUCACUCGACGGUACACGAGUGAUACGAGCGACAUUUUACCGCGUGAACUCGCUGUGAUCAAAUGUCUUUCCUUCUUUGCUAUAAAGAACAACAGAACCAGACGACUGCAGCGUUAGCGGACGGUAAAAUAUCGCCCAUGGAGUUCCCGUGUCAUUAGAACUAUACGUUCUAUCGCGAAUGCAAAUCAAUCUCAGAACUAAAUAUUGCACGCGAGCAAUCGACAAAUCGGAUCGCUUUUGUUGUUGUUGUUGUUGUUGUUGUUGUUGUUGUUGUUGUUAAAUGUAUUCAACGAAUAUUGUUUUGACUAAAUUUUGUAGAUCUUUCGAGAAAAAUGUAUCUUGGUAAAGAAGCGCUAUUUUGGCAUUAGAAACUUUGUGAUCAACAGUCGAACGAACAGUUGAAAUUGCAUGGUAUCGUAUCUCGAUUGCGAUUACCUGCUUUUUCGAAUAUGGUUAGCUUGUUUUAGUUAUUAAGUAUUCUGUACCAUCGAUUUCUGCAACAAGCGCGAGUUAUAGAUUGAGAACAUUAGAAUGCGAGUGUUGGCACACAUUACUAAUUUCUUUAUAAUUUGAUAUCUUUUCCCUUAAGAGUUUACUGUGAUAGUUACUGGCCGACACACAUAUCCGUUUACAAUCAGAUAUUGAUUGAUCUAAUAAGAAUGUAUACACAAGCGUUCUUUAUUAUCCGUUUAUAAAAGAAAAAAAGCGAUUCGAGAGACGUCGAUUGAACAAUACGAAGUGGAUAUAUAUUCAAUGCAUAGAAUAAGUAAAUUUGUACAAUACAGACUAAUAGUAACAAAUGAGAGAUGUAUUUAUUUUAUGAUUAAAUUGUGUGAUUUUUAAUGAACAAA
Molecule: messenger RNA, 2836 nt
Organism: Bombus terrestris (buff-tailed bumblebee)
Lineage: Eukaryota; Metazoa; Arthropoda; Insecta; Hymenoptera; Apidae
Product: elongation of very long chain fatty acids protein AAEL008004
Exons: 5
Coding region: 131-1093 (320 amino acids)
Biological process (GO): fatty acid elongation, polyunsaturated fatty acid; very long-chain fatty acid biosynthetic process; fatty acid elongation, saturated fatty acid
Cellular component (GO): endoplasmic reticulum membrane
Molecular function (GO): fatty acid elongase activity
Source: RefSeq, a predicted model, not a curated record